Molecule: messenger RNA, 4087 nt
Organism: Diachasmimorpha longicaudata
Lineage: Eukaryota; Metazoa; Arthropoda; Insecta; Hymenoptera; Braconidae
Gene: CycE
Product: G1/S-specific cyclin-E1
Exons: 3
Coding region: 1041-2384 (447 amino acids)
Biological process (GO): G1/S transition of mitotic cell cycle; regulation of cyclin-dependent protein serine/threonine kinase activity
Cellular component (GO): cyclin E1-CDK2 complex; cytoplasm; nucleus
Molecular function (GO): cyclin-dependent protein serine/threonine kinase regulator activity
Source: RefSeq, a predicted model, not a curated record
CCAGUCGGAGCGCCACAAAUGCAACAACCGGUGACUCUCGCACUAGUCUUCCCGCGAAACGCUACGGACUUUCCCGCAUUUUAACCGACAAUUUUCCCUUUAUCACGACUUUUCACGUGUCUAAAACAUUUUUAAAACGCCAUCGAGCCCCCAGUGAGUGACUGUAUAAAAAAAUAAAACGAAAAAGUGAUAGAAUUGAGGAAAUAUCGAGGCGAUUGACCCAGCGAGUUGGACAGUGCGCGCGUGAAUUUUUCCCUCCCAAAUUGUGAACAAUUUGUGUGAAAAAAUCAACGAAAAUCGAACCCAACUUGUGCCUAGGAUAUCUGGGAAUAUCCGUAGACACUUUGCAAGUGUUUUCCGAGGAUUUGUGCCCGGAAAAAUCGGGGAAAAAUAUUGGAAACGCGGUGGCGUCGGGACGCUGAGACCGCUGUGAUUGUUGCUGCUGUUGGUGCAUUAUUGAAGCCCUUGUACUCGCAAAAAUUGGUGGAUUGAAGGGUGGAUAGUUGAGGCAAUUAUUAGAGACUUCGUUUAGCCCCGGAAAACCGGAAAAACUCGAGUUUUCUUCGAGGUUAUGUUGUGUGUACAGAGGGCGUGACAGUACCGGAUUACCAGAGGGGUUGGUCAUAGUUUCGCGCGCUAGUCUCCCGCGCUCCACUCAUCAACUCCCGCAUUUUUCCAAUUUUAUAGUGUUAAUUGAUGAAUGAAUAAUUUUUAAAAAUUGUCCAUUUUAUUUUAAUGAUAUUUCGAGGUUGGGAAAAAAUUUGAAAAAAUUUUUUCGCCAUUUUUUCAAAGGCUUUUGGGCGACGAAAAAACGGUCGGCUGGGUCGGCGGUCAGAGGGAGCAUUAUGGCGAUUGAGUGAGAGACCCAAGCAUCGCUCUCCUCAUUUAUCCCCUCGCAUUUAUUCAAUUCAAGGGUUUUAUUGUUACUGAUACGUUCGGAGACAUUGGGGGAGUGUUACCGAAGGACUCUGAGAAGAUUUGGAUUUUUUUGGUGAAUUUUUUUGGGAAAGAGAGCACACGUCAUCACAAACAGCAUCAAGAUGCCGCAAACUAGUCUACAGGAAAAUCAUCCAUUCACACCCCAGGGAAUGAAACCCCAACCCCUGAAACGUAAACGCAAGAGUACAGAGCCAUCGGAAGAUGCUGAGAACAUCUAUCCACCAACGAAAAUAGCAGCAGGGUUGCAAUGUCAUGGAAUACGUAUUACGGAGACCCCAAAGACCCCACAGAAUCAUUCGUCCUCUCCGCUCCAAGAGCGUGAGCCGUCUACCUGGUCAGAAUUGCGAACGUCCACGUGUUUUCUGACUCCCUCAGCCUCGUCCAGCUCCUCCAGCAAGCCAAGUCCUCUUCCUUCGCUUCCAUGGGCCGAUGGCUCCCAGGUGUGGUCGAUGAUGUGUCUGGGAGAUCAGAAGACACUUACCCAGAGGGACUCGCAGAUGUUCCAAAGGCAUCCAACGUUGCAGCCCAGAAUGAGGGCUAUUCUUCUGGAUUGGCUCAUCGAAGUCUGCGAGGUUUAUAAAUUACACAGGGAGACUUAUUACCUGGCGAUGGAUUACAUCGAUAGGUAUCUGACCACACACUCUAAUGUACCAAAAAGUCAACUACAACUCAUUGGCAUCACCUGUUUAUUUAUUGCUGCUAAGGUUGAAGAAAUUUAUCCUCCAAAAAUCGCCGAAUUCGCCUACGUAACUGACGGUGCCUGUACCGAGGAAGAGAUCCUAGGAAAGGAGUUGAUAAUCCUGAAGGGUCUUGGAUGGAACUUGUCCCCAGUGACCCCACCAGGCUGGUUGAAUGUCUACAUGCAGAUGGAAUCAGGCGAUUGGUCCCGACCCCACGCCUUCAUCUAUCCCCAGUACAGUGGUCUUCAAUUUGCCCAGGCAGCCCAGCUCCUGGACCUGGCGACCCUCGACGAAGGGAGUUUGAAAUUCCCUUAUUCCCACAUGGCAGCCGCUGCUGUGUACCACACUCAGGGUCGAGAGUGCGCCUUAAGGGUCUCGACUCUCUCCUGGGAACAGUUGGCCCCCUGCGCCAAAUGGCUCAGUGCUUUCGCCCACAUCAUUGCUGAGGAAGACCCCCACAUUCUCUCAAGAUCAACAGUUCCCCCUGUGGAGUCUCACGCAGGCUCUGGACUGAGGGCAACGGUUCCCAAUAUCGUUUUGGACGAGUCCCACCGGAUCCAGACCCACGUGGUGGAUCUUGCAAUGCUUGAGAAAGCACAGCAGAGGCACAAAGAUUUGGAGUGCCAUUCAAUAGAUUCUUUAGAUUCUACCAGUCUUGAUACAAACAGUCCUGAUCAGAGUGGCAUCCUCACACCACCUUCCAGCAGCCAAAAAAACUCACCGACACCACCUAGAUUACCUCCACAACUUGAACCUUAUACGUAAUUGAGACUGUUGGGUGAGUGUCUGAGGGCCAUUGAGGGUUCGAUUGUUAUUCAGUAAGGAAGUGGUUAAGUGCGCAGGGAAAAACGUGAAUCAGGAGGAUAUUUUCAUGAAUGUAAAAUACGAAAGUCCUUUGCCGGAAAUAUAUAAUUUGCUUUCUACAGUUACAUAGAUCAAAUAAUAUGAGAUAUUCCAUGUCGAAUGAGACUGGAAAUCGACCUCGAAGUUUUCUAUGAUUGGAAUGCUAAACAAACUAUCUCGCAAUUCCGUUUAGUUUUUUUUUUCGACAACCGUUUUUACAUAUUUAUUUAUUUAUCUUACACUUUUAGUAACUCUUAUAAUUAAGACGUUCUUUGAACCGUUACAUUAGUAGAGCUUUCUUUGGAAUGUAUUUUAUUUUUAAUUUUUUGGUCUGAGAAUCCAUCAAUUUGGGUAAAAUACCCUAAAAAAUUACUAUGCACUUCUAAAUUGUUCUAAUUUUUUGUGAAUAUGGUAUUAUGGUCAGCUGGGGAUUAAAGAAAAAAAUGAAAAAAAAAUAUCUUUAGAGUGAGUUGUCGAAAAAAUUGGGAAAUAUUGCAUUGUUUGCACCUUAAAAUCAGAAAAGAUAGAGGUCAAUUUCCAAGAAAAUGCUGUCAGCCAUUGACUGAUUUUACAUGAAAUAUUAUUUUAUCUCCUUGAUUCUCCUUGAUUCUCCGAAUACGAAAUAUCUGGAAAUAUCUGUCUUGAAUUCUUGAAUCAACAUUAUUUAUCCGUGAAUUUAACAAAAUCUUGAUUCAAUAAUUUUUUCUUCCUUGUCAUAAGUGGUAUUUCAUAAUUGUAAAUAACUAGUGGUUUGGAAAUUUGUCCAUUGCAGAUAGAAUUAUAGGGAUAAUGAACAACGUUUCCAUCAUUCCAAGAGAGAUUUCUUAGGGAUGAGAACACUUCUGACAUUUACCUGAAAAUAGAGGACUUUUUAAGGAAAAUGUCGAGAAAUAAUUAUUUUAUGACUGAAGAACUCAUCCAUAAAAAAAUAUACAUCAUUCUUGUUCUUAAAGUCACCCAUUACGGGAAGGAUUUCUUGUUGAAAGAGACAUGUAGUGAUUACAUACGCUUCACCACUUCGCUAUUGAUUUUUUUUUCAAUUUUUCGAGUAAUCUAUUGCCCCUUUAGUGCCUUAUAAACGUUUUCGAUGACUCUUUUACGCAGUCAAUAACAUUUUUAACACUGCCAUGGUUAAUAGGUUUUUUGUGAGGCAUCGUGACUUUAAGAAGACUCUUAACAGUGAUAUAAAUAUUAUUAUUAUAUUAUUAUUGAGGUGUUUGAGAGGGAAUACGAGGUGCCGAGGCCUUUGGAGAUAUCCGGAUUCCAUUAUGUUUACUGGGAUUGUUUAUCAUUGCUUGAUGCAAUGGGAGGGGGAGGAUUAUGGACUCGAAUGUAGAUCUUUUUUGAUCUCUUCGUUAGUUAUGAAUUAUUAAAAAUAUUGUCAGUGGGUAGAUAAUUCUCGACGGAGUGGAGUUUAGAAAUGAAUUGAAAAAUUUUUAUGAGCAAAAUAAGCCAAGAAUUUUUAGGGCUUUCUGUGAAAUCAGUACAACCAAUAGUUCAAGACAGAGACUGCGAAAUAGGAAAAAGAAAUAAGGAGAAAGUUUUCACUACACUGUUCUGUGAUCAACCCACACGUUAGGGCGUCAUUCCUUCGGACUUCACUUCAUGAAAAAAAUAAAAUAAAA